AGAUUCGUGUGCGGUAAUAAGCCGAGCCGAUCUGAUACUUUAAUUGAUCCUUAAUCUUUGAUACUAUAAGUAUGGGUUGCCUAUGGAACCACUUCCACAUAGUUGCAAUUCCCAUUCCUGAAGGAGAGGAACAGCCCAGGGAGGAAGAAUGCCUUCCAAGACAAGUAUGAAGUUAGCUCUUGCACUGGCACUCGUGCUCUUCGUCUUUGCCGUGGCAGAUGCGACAGAGAUCUGCAAGAUCGACACGGCCGAGCUGGCGGAGUGCCUGCCUGCAGUGACUGGCAAGUCUCCUCCACGGCCAACCAGGAAGUGCUGCGGGAUCGUGCGUAGGGCAGAUAUGCACUGCCUCUGCCAGUACAGGUCCGUCCUACCGGCCAUGGGGAUCCCUCCCGAGAACGCCUUCGCGCUACCCAAGAAGUGCGGCCUGAAAGCCAGACCCAAGUGCCGAGGGCCUCAUUGAUUGGGCUAAGAGCAGAUUGCAAGAGUCCACUGUGCUGUAGUUGGGCUUGCCUCGCAUGUUUCUUUUGCAUUGAUAAUUUGGCUUCCCGAUUAUCAUUAUCCUCGUUUUGGUAAUCCUAUUAGCAUUGUGUGAUUCAAUUCAAUAAACAUUUCGCGCCAGAAGCCCUAUACGUCCA
This is a messenger RNA of Punica granatum (pomegranate), 635 nucleotides long. The record is from RefSeq and is a predicted model, not a curated record. NCBI's taxonomy places the organism in Eukaryota, Viridiplantae, Streptophyta, Magnoliopsida, Myrtales, Lythraceae.